GUGUCAUGAGACAAUGUCUCUUAAUAUUUAUAUUCUCAGCUGUUUGUGCCCUGUAAGAGUGUACUAAAAAUGCUAUUACAAAUCUGUUACAUUUUGGAUAAUCUGUUUUAUCAAUGUAGAACACUGCCUUAAAAUAAAGACUCAAUGUCUACACGUUUUGAUGUUCCUUGUCUAGGUAUAGCCCAGUCUGAUGGUGGUCCACAUAUCUUUUGUUAAUGACUGACAAAGACUUGAGAGUGACUUGCAAAACACUGACUUUCAACCACCUCUGGUAUUCUAUACUUGAAUUUCUUCAAGGUUGAGAUUUGUCUUAUUCAUGCCGGAAAAUGUCACGUCCCCAUGGGACAUGACAAAAUAAUUGAAAACUACGGAGCCCCUAAAGUGACAUAAUGAAGAAAAGACAGAAAAAAGAAAGGGAAAAAAAAAAAUCCGGAGAAACUAUUGCAAGAUCCUUGACAAACCUUUGAGAGAUCCCAGGUUUUUGAAACCUGUUUGUUCAUUAGAUGAGAAGCAGUCAUGGAGGAGGGCCUUCUGGCUUUAAAAAUUUUUCACACAAUCUCGCAAUAGUUUGUCAGGAUUUUGGUGGGGGUGUUUUGGAUCAUUUUCUUUCACCGUGUCCCCUGGCUUAGGGUCUCAGUAGAGAACCAUGACUUUAGUGCACACUUUCACUGACACUUGUAAGGAGGGUUUGAGGUUUUACAUAGCCACGAAAUAAUUAAAUUGCAUAGUUGGGUAUGAGAAUCAAAAAACAUUAUUUGCAAUAUUAUUGGAUUUGCACCUUUAUUUGGGUAUGAGAAUCAAAGAGCAUUAUUUUUAUUAUUAUUGGAUUUGCGCCUUUAUGUAGCGACAUUAGUUUAUACACUUUAAAUAAUGUGCUUGCAUUUAAAAAAAACAAUGGCUUUAUACUCAGCAAUUUAUUAAACAAAAUAUACAGUGUAAUGGUAUAACUUAAAAAAUGUGCAUCAUAGUUCGAGAUGCCAAAGGUAUUUAAAAAAAAAUCUGCUUUGCCCGGCAAUACACGUUUGCGAGGUGCUUUGUGGAGGGACUAUGAUUAAAAGCGUGUUGUUGCAGUUAAGCUUAAGAUGUCAUGACUGAGUUGAUCUGGCAACCUCCAGCAAACUGCGACAGCGGAGCAGCGCCAAUGGCAGCCAAACAUCCGUGGAGCAACCGAGCAGGAUGACAGCAACAAGGUUGAAGUAGUUGCCACAGGGGAGUGUGCAAUUCUAAAGCCCUACUCAAAGUGUGUCCAGCAAUGAAUGAGAUUCCCUGGUUACAGCCAAGGUGAGGACGAAGCAUGGGGCGUGAAUCAGAAGAGUUGAGGCAAACGUGACAGUAUGUUCUGCGUCGCGGAGACUCAAAAUGGAAAAGCACCCAUGCAGGGAGGAGAACAUUGACUCAAGUGGGGCCCAGCAUGCCACCGACAAGCCUGAGGAUGGCAGCACCUCAGAAAGUGAUUCUGAGGAGCAACAGUGCCAGAAGGUUCAGGUGAACAACAGCAGCUUUAAGAAGUGGGAGCCCCUGGCUGUCACAAAGCCCCAUCGUCAGCUGUGUCGCUCUCCAUGCCUCGACCAGCCCAGUUUUUCCCAGAGUAGCACAGCGCAAGAUGUCCGUGAAGAUGAGAAUACCUCGGGGCCAGCGAUUAAAGCGGCCAGCGACAGGGCGUACCAGACAAAAAUGGACUUUGCUUUGAAGCUGGGCUACUCGGGGGAGCAGGUGGAGGCGGUGCUCAACAAACUUGGGGCAGCUGCACUUAUUAAUGACAUUCUUGCAGAGCUAGUAAGGCUGGGAAACAAAGUGGAGCCUGAAUGUCAACCUUGCAGCGGUGUAGUCACGUCACUAUCACGUGCACCAUGUGGUAAAGAGGCUGUCAGUCCUGAGGUGUCUGUGGAAGAGGAAUCUGUGGAAAUUUAUGAUAAUCUCCGGCCUAUUGUCAUUGAUGGCUCAAACGUGGCAAUGAGCCAUGGGAACAAAGAAGUUUUCUCUUGCCGUGGUAUCCAACUUGCUGUUGAAUGGUUCCUAGAAAAAGGGCACAAAGAUAUCACUGUGUUUGUCCCAGCCUGGAGAAAGGAGCAGUCAAGGCCUGAUGCUCUUAUUACAGAUCAAGAAAUAUUACGCAAGCUAGAAAAAGAGAAGAUCCUGGUUUUCACUCCAUCUCGAAGGGUCCAAGGCAGAAGAGUGGUCUGCUACGAUGAUCGCUUCAUAGUGAAGCUGGCUUAUGAUUCUGAUGGAAUUAUCGUGUCAAAUGACAAUUACAGAGACUUGCAAAAUGAAAAACCAGAGUGGAAGAAGUUCAUCGAGGAACGACUCCUUAUGUAUUCAUUCGUCAAUGACAAAUUUAUGCCACCUGAUGAUCCACUGGGAAGACAUGGUCCAAGCUUGGAAAAUUUCCUUCGCAAGCGUCCUGUUGUUCCAGAGCAUAAAAAACAACCUUGCCCAUACGGCAAAAAGUGCACAUAUGGACACAAGUGCAAAUACUAUCAUCCAGAGCGUGUCAACCAACCACUACGGUCAGUGGCCGACGAACUGCGAGCUUUUGCUAAACUGUCUGCCGUGAAGACAAUGAGUGAGGGGGCCUUAGCUAAAUGCGUCACUGGUGCAGCGAUUGUGAACAAGGACAGCACCUCUGAAGUCAAACGCGUGGCACCCAAACGGCAGUCCGACCCAAGUAUCCGCUCAGUGGCCUGCGAGCUUCCAGAAACGCUGUCCGUUGUCAGGAAGUCUGAGACAAAUUCAGUGCCUUCCCUUGUGACUGCUCUCAGUGUGCCCACCAUGCAGCCUGCUAAGAGCCACGCUGCUGGGGCCUUGAACACGCGAUCCGCUAGCAGCCCAGUGCCGGGUUCUUUGCAGUUCUUGCACAGUUCACUGGAGCACAUGUCUAGUAUACAGUACCCACCCAUUUUGGUAACUAACAGUCAUGGCGCUUCUGUUACAUACAGUGAGCAGUUCCCAAAGUAUGACUCGGUCAGCGACCAUGGCUAUUAUUCACUGCACAGUGAUUUUUCGAAUAUGAGCAUGAGCAGUAUGCACAAUGUCGACAGUUUCUGUAGCAUGGAGCACGAACACAGUGUGUGCCAGAGAACUCGAAGCCACUGUCCCGAGUCCUGCCUCAGCCACUCCAACAGUGACUCGUUCUCCUCUUAUGGCGACCUGUACCCCAGCUCUGUGGACAGUAGCCUGGAGGAGAGCAUGAAGGGCCCUCAGCAGUCCCCUGCACCAGGGAGGAUGCAGACUUUCUCCCAUGGGUUUCGACACGAAGCGCUGACUCGGGUUCAAAGUUAUGGACCAGAGGAGCCCAAGCAGGGCCCACGUAAGCAGUCUGGAGCACACCUAGCACCACACCUCCAGCACGCUGCAGUGGGGGCCAGGUCGAGCUGCCCUGGAGACUACCCCCUCACUCAGAAUGUCCUCCCGCCAUUGUCCUCACAGCCGACGCGAUCCCUCGGCAUGACACGCAUGGACAGCAUAUCCGAUUCGAGGCUGUACGAUAGCAACCCAAUGAGACAGAGGCGUCCGCCACUGUGCCGUGAGCAGCAUGCGAGCUGGGACCCCUUGCCCUGUGGGAACGAGGCUUAUGGAUAUCACUCUUAUCCACUGAGCAACAACCUGAUGCCAUGUUGCGAGCGGGUGAUGGUCCGCAGCAUGCCCGACAAAAUGGAGCAAAUCUGGAACUCACCGUGGGAGACCCCGCCUGCUGCUGAACACCAAGAGCGGUAUGUCAUCCCAGACCACCAGUAUCAAACAUAUCGGAACCUCUGUAACAUCUUUCCUGCUUAUGUGGUCCAUUCAGUAAUGGAGAAAAACCCUCAUUUGACAGACCCCCAGCAACUUGCAGCGGUCAUUGUUACAAAUCUGAGGUCUUGUCACUGAGGGACCUUUCGAAAUUGUUCACAUUGAAGGCGAUAAGGGAAAUUUAGUACAGAUAUUUUGAUUGCAAAGACUGGCACUUGAUAAAUGUUGACAAAUGUGCAACAUUUGCCCUCAGGAGUUUUUUUUGUGUGUCUGCUGCAAAAUCUGGCAGUUUUACAUCAGUAAGAUGACAUCUGGUAAACCACAGUUGACAUUUUUAAGUAGAAUUGUAAGAUGGCUUCAUUUGAUAUGAAGUGUGGUGCACUUAUUGACUGUUUCAUAGCACAUCCAUUAUACUUGAGCAGGAGUUAUACAGUACAUCUAGUCAACAUAUAAAUUGUUAAAUUGUACUGUAAAAUGUAAAAUAUAUCAAUGGAACUUUGUGGUUCAGCCAACUAGUUGAACAUCAAAAUUUAAAGUUUAAGUGUUAACCUAUUCUAAACUUGGCCUAACUAGUUCAAAAACAAGUCACCACAACUUUUGGAUUUUUUACAUCAAGAAUGUUAGCUUUUUUAAGCAAGCACAAAGAUCCUUUUCAGGUGAUGUGGAUGUGCUAUGAAAGGCAUCCUUAAUAUUUCUGGUGCAGUGAACUAUCAAUAACUUUCUUCAGCUUUGCCUCCGCUGUAAAUAACUUGUCUUUUUUGUGCAUUUCUCUCUAAGACAGGUAAGAGGGAGGUACACACAUACCUCCAAGCAUGAACUAUGACAUUUAAUGGCCUUAUAUCUGAAUGACCUCACGCUUUUAGUCGUUGUCUUGGCGGGUUUCAAUGAGCAUACUUGACAUUGAAACCUCCUACUUUUUAAAUGUAAAGCACUGUCUCAGUAUCUAAAGAGAUCUAUUUUCUCAGUCUCACUUACAAAGCUACUAUUUUGGUAGAGGAUGACCGUGCACAAAGCAAGCCAAAAAAAAGAGAGAUUUGUCUUGCAUACGGGUGCACAUGUCAAUCUAUGUACAUAUAAUCACACAAAAGCCAUUAUGUCUGUCAUUUAUAAGCUGCUAAAUAAUGCCAAAAAAGGUCAUUAUUCUGACGUUACAUUACAUUUAACUUCACGUAAUUGGAUUUAUACAUCAGUUUCCAUUUCCAAGGGUGUAGUGUAUAUUUGAUUGUGUUAGUAAUUUUUAAAGUAAAAAUAGUAUUUUAGAAUAUGACACGUUUUCCAAACCUGCUGACUUAAAACCUGACAAGGGAGUAAAAUAUAUAUAUAUAUAUUUUGCAGUGUUCAAUCACGCCACAUCAUAAAAGGACAUGUAAAAAGAUAAAUAGUGAAAAAAGUGGCACUUGCACUCAUCUAAAUAUAUGAUUUGAUUCAACACAUACUUAGCAAGGUUUCCUUCACCUGGAGUCAUUUGGCCCCAUAACUAUAGUCUAGCUUUGCAGCUGGUGUGUGUUAGAUGCAAAACAGAAGGCGCUUGCCAUGCUAAUUAAUGCACGAGACGGCAGCGUAUGUGAAAGGUAACGACUGUUACUGGAUUUCCAAAGUUCCUGUACUUGGUCAAAGUUCCUGUACUUGGUCAAUAUUAUCUGUGUAGCAGAAAUCAUCAUUAAUAACUUACACGGCAUAUCAUUUUACAGGAUGCUAUUACAGUUCAUAUCAGAGCCACUCAAGAAAACUAUGAUAUUCCUGUCAGGUUUUUGUGCCCCAAUCACCAAUGUUCAUAUCCAUCGAUCAAGAAAAGACUAAACAUUAUCCAAGAUUCAUUUUAGCAUCACUAUACCUCAAUCAUGUAACAAUAAAAACCAUAGAAUUUUUACAUAGAAGAUCCUUGUAAAGAUCUCUGCAUGUUCGGAGAACGUGUCAUAUGCAUUGGUAGCUUCUCUGAACUCCUUCAAGUUGUUAGUGCUGCAAUCUGUGGCUCCUUUUGUAUUAAAGACGACUUUUACAUGCACUUAAAUGGACCGAUUUGAACUUUCGGCAAAAAUGUGACCCCCCUGGCAUGCCUGGUGGGCUGGCUUUUAUUUUUGAUGGGUAUUUCGAAGCCCGAUGCAAAUAAAUACAUUAAUAAAAAGCUACAAAGCAGUUUCUUAAUGUACUGUAUGUACAAUAAAUUGGAAGAACAUGUGGUAUUGAUAAGCACUAAACCUGGAUGGAUGAUCUCAGAGCAUCAACAGUAAAUAAAUUAUCAUCUUCAUUGUGUGCAUGAAAACUGAGACACAAUUUGUGUAUAGAUGCGUAGGAAGGAGAUUGAAACAGUGUUUACUAUCACAGUUUGCACACACAUUUCUAUAAUUCAGAUAUUGCUUGUUACAAUUAGGUGGAUGGAUAAGAAUCCAUCCAUGAGAAUUGGCGUGCUAGAUUGUUAAAACGUGUACCAUCGUGACUAAAGUUUAAUAAUUGUAAAAAGAAAAAAAAAAGUGAAGUAAAUGCCAGACAGAAAGCAAAUGUUGAUGUUGUUUGGCUUUUACUGUGAGAGUGAAUGGCUCAAAGACGGACUGAACAGACGUGCGGCGGUUUGGCUGUGCCUUGCAGCACAUUGCUCUCAGGAUGCUUUCAGCUUUCACUUUUUCUCUUCACCGGCCCAAAAACCAGUGGUUACUGCUGGCAAGAGUCUAUUCUAAUAGUGAUAUAUUUUGUGAAAACUUGUACAUGUAAAUACAGUUCAAGCUUUGUAUCUUUGUGUAUGUCUGACUUAGGCACCUUGAGAUGUUUAAUAAUGGGUCUGUUGAGGGGGCUUUACAUGAUGCUGAUUAUGAUUACAGUAAUCCCUUGUUUAUCGCGUUCCAGACCUGACCAUGAUAAGUGAAUUUCUACAGAAUAGGAUUCCUUAUUUAUAAAUGUGAUAUUUUUGUAGUUGGAGCAUAGGAAUCCUGUUUACAACCUUCUAUAUAUGGUUUUAACAUUAUCAGAACCCUCUAGGCAUUAAAUAACACCCCAAUAGUCACUUUUACACUCGUAUAAUCCUAACAUGAAAUAAGACAUGUAAGACAUAAAUACGACUCGGCUUGUGUGUAUUGUUGUAAAUGUGUUCCGGUGCUGGGGGAAAUGAGAGGGGGACGAACAAGAAGUGACAUCGGGGGUUAAGAGUUGAGUUUUAGCUUGGUGUGUGUUAUGGCAGCAACAGUAGCCCGUCUAGGGAUUAUUGUGCCUGUUGAUUCCUUCAAACCUGCAAUAAAAGCUUAUUGUUCGGCGAUCAAGUCUGGUGCUUGUGUGUCUCACCGAGCAUUAUAGUAACAUUACACCUAGCGACCGGUGUAGAAUACUACGUAUCAUCACAACGUCUUUGAAUGCGUCUUCUGAAUGCCUUAUAUUUGUUUUGUAGUUCGCAUAGCCAUUUUGAUGCUUGAAAGUGCUUCAUUUGGGCGGGGGAAACGUAAAAUUUGCUUAAAUAUACAUAUAUAUAUAUUUUUAGAAUUGCCUGUAUUCAACUAUGAAACAAUGAUUUAUUAAUUAUAUUAUAGAUUUUUGAAUGGAGCAAAGCUAUGGAUGAAACAGGAUAUUGAUAAAACGUGUUCAAAUAGUAUUUUUCCCCCAAAUUUUGAUGAAUGUUUAUCGUAGAACAUCAAGGGUGUUCGACAAGCGACACAUUGUUAUCCGACCAACAUUUUCAGGGAAACAUCUGUUUCUCAAGAAAACUUCGCAAGACACCUGUUCAAGCGCGCACCAAAAGAUUAUAAUUCUGGGUGUGUAUUGCUGUUUAUUUUUGCUGUAACAAAACAUGGCGUGUAUGUGGCGGGGGAUUACUGUAUUUCAUAAUGUUUGUUACUGACACUCAAGUUGUCAGCACAAAGUAUGACACAAACACCAAAGGAUGUAUUGUGUAAAGCCAGCCCAACUGCAAGGCAAUGCUUCAAAUGCAUCUAAAGGGAAAUUCCACUUAAUAAAGAAAAGGGUACAAGUGAAAUGCCUGCGUUUACAAAUUUGUCUCAUUUUCUCUUGGCUAUAAAGAAAGCAUUGAUAAUUUUAUGAAGGAAACAUUGAGUGGUAUUACUCUUUAACAAGGAAUUGAUGUGAGCUUGAUUAUUUUUCUCAACGGUGUUGCUUUCAAAAUAUAGAUUCCUCUAUAAUGUUAGGUAAAACCACAGUGUAUAAACAUUCAUAAAGGAAAAAAAUGAAUGAAUGUGUUAAGCCCAAAUGAAUUUUGGGUUUUGCUGACUUUGUUUUUUCAUGAAAAAGGACAAGGCCACUUUAGGCCAGCUGUCUGUUCAUGAGAAGGUGAAAACAAACCUGCCUAAAUGUUUCUACAUGUGAAACAAUCCGAUUGCAAGGCUGCUGUCACGGUUGUUUCUGGCAUUUGGCUCAUCGUUUGCGUGCCGUCCCCCCCACACCCCACCCACCACCCCC
Molecule: messenger RNA, 8127 nt
Organism: Dunckerocampus dactyliophorus (ringed pipefish)
Lineage: Eukaryota; Metazoa; Chordata; Actinopteri; Syngnathiformes; Syngnathidae
Gene: zc3h12b
Product: zinc finger CCCH-type containing 12B
Exons: 6
Coding region: 1360-3867 (835 amino acids)
Cellular component (GO): nucleus; cytoplasmic ribonucleoprotein granule
Molecular function (GO): metal ion binding; mRNA binding; RNA endonuclease activity
Source: RefSeq, a predicted model, not a curated record